UCUCUCUCUUUCUCUUUUUGUCCCUUAAAAUAAAAAAAAAAAAAAUUACGACAGGGUCUUCUUCAUCAGCAUCAAAAAUAUUUCAAACAAGGAAAAAAGAAACAGAGAGAAAUCUUUAUGCAUAUAAGAUCAUUUUUGUGUCUUGUAGCUUCUUAUCGCGAGUCCAUUGAGCCUGCACGAAGCUUUUCAGUUGGAAAUAAUUAAUUUAGAGUUUAUUUUUGUACGUCUUGGUGCAGAUAUUUAGAAUAAACAAGCUAAUUCAAUGGAGUUCACAACGGCGUCGUGGUCCUCCGAACUGGGACUGGAAAAUUCAAGUUUCGAGGAUCGAUACGAGUUCGUGGACGAGUUUGAUGAAGAUUUGGCUGCUUUUCUUGGAGAAGAGACUCCCAACAUUUUGUACCCAGAAAGUAAUCCAUCUUCUUCAUCUGUUAUUUCCAGAAGCAGCCCGACCACUGAUUUGUGCCCUUCCUCGUACCCCGAACCUAAACAAAUGGCCAUUGAACCACCAUCCAAACAGAAAAAGCCUAACGAUCACCACUUGCGGAUGCCUACUUUUCACUCCACUUCUUCCACUCCAAUUAUUCUGAAUUUUAGCAAUGUGAAUUCACCUCAAAGUCCUCAGCAAGUGAACCUAAGGUCCUCGAAUCAAGAAGAAAAGCAAGCAGUUACUGAAACUUUUAGAAAUUCUCUCGAGGCUAGAAAAACCGCACGAACAACUAAGAAAACCAGUCGUGUUAGGCCGCCAUCUCAGACAUAUGAUCACAUAAUUGCAGAAAGAAAGCGGCGUGAGCAGCUCAGCCAGUUAUUUGUUGCUCUUUCAACAAUAGUUCCUGGCCUCAAGAAGAUGGACAGAACCUCUAUACUUGGAGAUGCUAUCAAGUAUCUGAAAAACCUUCAAGAUAGAGUGAACAGUCUCGAGGAUCAAGUAACAAAACAAACCGUAGAAUCCGUGAUUCCCAUCAAGAGAUCUGAGAUUUUAGUUGACAAUGAGGGAUCUAUAUAUGAGAAGAACAGCUUCGACGAGCAGAUAUUGCCAGAAAUAGAAGCUGAAGUGUGCGAAAACCUCAUUCAUCUGAGGAUCCACAUUAAGAAGCACAAAGGGUACCUGCUCAGAAUAAUAGGUGAAAUAGAGAAGCUCAAUCUCACUAUAGACUAUACUAAUGUCACUCCAUUUGGAAAUUUUGCCCUUGACAUUUCCAUUACCGCACAGCUAGAGAAAGACUCUGGACAGACUCUGAAAGAAAUUGUACGAACUCUUGGUUCCAUCUUUCAGCAUACGCCAUAGCCGGUGAAAAGUAUUCCCAAUAAGAAACAUCGGUGAUGUAACAGUCAACGUGAAAUAAUGGGAUUUGACAGUUCAAUUUUUAUAAGAGAGAGGGGGAGGAGACAUGGUCUCUAGAGAGAAAUGUGAGGAAUAAUAGAUUGUCACAUCACCGAUGUUCUAUUAUUAUGAUGAUAAAUAGCAUUAUUCUUAGACAAUAUUUGAAGCAUUAUUAAUGGAUGAAGAUAAAUAAAGAAAAGAAAUGGAGAUAUUUAAUGAUCAA
This is a messenger RNA of Olea europaea var. sylvestris, 1544 nucleotides long. Its product is annotated as transcription factor bHLH18-like. The record is from RefSeq and is a predicted model, not a curated record. Lineage: Eukaryota; Viridiplantae; Streptophyta; Magnoliopsida; Lamiales; Oleaceae. The transcript is spliced from 4 exons. Gene Ontology annotation, molecular function: protein dimerization activity. The coding region runs from base 263 to 1285 and encodes 340 amino acids.